Messenger RNA from Phyllostomus discolor (pale spear-nosed bat), 3198 nucleotides. RefSeq names its product espin like (gene ESPNL). Gene Ontology annotation, cellular component: cytoplasm. Bases 140 to 3154 code for a protein of 1004 amino acids. Gene Ontology annotation, biological process: actin filament bundle assembly. Lineage: Eukaryota; Metazoa; Chordata; Mammalia; Chiroptera; Phyllostomidae. The record is from RefSeq and is a predicted model, not a curated record. Gene Ontology annotation, molecular function: actin filament binding. The transcript has 9 exons.
CCCGCACCCCCGCCGCCUCCCAUCUGCCCCGUGGGCUGCUUAUCGGGUAACCGGAGCCGGCAGCUGCGUCCACGCCUGAAACAGGAAGCCCGGGCCUGUGCGAGAGCCCCGAGAGCCCGCCGGGUGGCCGGGCCGGAGGAUGGAGGAGCAGCGGGCGCUCGCGGCCGCCAAGGACGGGGACCUGGCCACCCUGGAGCAGCUGCUGGAGGCCGGCGCCCUGGGCCCUGGCAUCGUGGACGCCGUGGGGGCCGGCCUGGUGCACCACGCCACCCGGGCCGGCCGCCUGGCCUGCGUCAAGUUCCUGGUGCAGCGGGCCCAGCUGCCCGGCAACCAGCGGGCCCACAACGGGGCCACCCCGGUGCACGACGCCGCGGCCACCGGCAGCCUGGCCGAGCUGUGCUGGCUGGUGCGCGAGGGGGGCUGCGGUCUGCAGGACCAGGACGCCUCGGGCGUCUCCCCGCUGCACCUGGCCGCCCGCUUCGCCCACCCGGCGCUGGUGGAGUGGCUGCUCCGGGAGGGCCACGCGGCCACGCUGGAGACGCUGGAGGGGGCCUUGCCACUGCACCACGCCGCCGUCAGCGGGGACCUGACCUGCCUGAAGCUCCUGACGGCCGCCCACAGCAGCAGCGUGAACCGGCGGACACGCAGCGGCGCCUCCCCGCUCUACCUGGCCUGCCAGGAGGGCCACCUGCACCUGGCGCAGUUCCUGGUGAAGGACUGCGGGGCCGACGUGCACCUGCGCGCCCUGGACGGCAUGAGCGCACUGCACGCCGCCGCCGCCCGCGGCCACUACUCCCUCGUCGUCUGGCUGGUCACCUUCACGGACAUCGGCCUGACGGCGCGGGACAACGAGGGGGCCACGGCCCUCCACUUCGCAGCGCGCGGCGGCCACACGCCCAUCCUGGACCGGCUGCUGCUGAUGGGGGCCCCGGUCACGAGGGACUCCUGGGGCGGGACGCCCCUGCACGACGCCGCAGAGAACGGGCAGAUGGAGUGCUGCCAGACCCUCGUCUCCCACCACGUGGACCCCUCCCUGAGGGACGAGGACGGCUACACGGCGGCAGACCUGGCCGAGUACCAUGGGCACCCGGACUGCGCCCAGUACCUGCGGGAGGCAGCCAAGCCGGUGCCGCUCCUGAUGGCGCCCCCACCCCCACCGUUUCCCCCGCCUCCUCUGUCGGCUGCCAGGCGCUCCCCGGAGGACGGGAAACGGGGCUCAGGUCUCGGAAGCCCCAAUUCAGCAGCGUCUCUCGGCCCCGCCUGGCCUGGCCAGCUGGACCAGCCCCUCCGGAGGGAGAUGAGCCUCGCAGUCCCCCUGGUGGCCCCCUCCACCAGCACGAUGGCCGUCCCCGCGGGGGCAGAGGCGGCAACGGGGAAUGCCCCGGAGGGGCUGGCCGCACUGCAGCUGGACGGGCUGCCCUCCGGUGACCUGGACGGGCUGGUGCCCACGCGGGACGAGCGCGGCCGGCCCAUCCCCGAGUGGAAGCGGCAAGUGAUGGUGCGGAAGCUGCAGGCGCGCCUGGGCUCAGAGCCGGUGGAGGAUGCUCAGGACGACAGGGGCAGCGCGGGCCGCGUGGAGCCGGCCGCCUGGCGGUACUCGCAGACCCACCAGGCCAUCCUGGGCCCCUUCGGGGAGCUGCUGACGGAGGACGACCUGGUGCACCUGGAGAGGCAGAUCGCGGAGCUGCAGCUGCGGCGGCGCUGCCAGGAGUACGAGAGCCAGCUGGGCCGGCUGGCGGCCGAGCUGCAGGCCCUGCUGCCCCAGCCCCUGGUCAGCAUCACCGUCAACAGCCACCUCCUGCCCCGGGCGCCCGAGCUGCAGGGCGCGGAGGCCCCCGGCCCGGGGCCCGAGCCCGACAGCCCCGAGGGGGCCGCGGAGGCCGCGCCCCGCGGGCAGCCCCUGCCCCUCUGGUGCAGCCACGUGGCCCGGCUGGUGCGGAGCAUGUCGCUGCUGCUGAAGGGCAUGAACGGGCUGGUGCAGGGCGAGGGGAAGCCGGCCGCCCAGCCCCCGCCGGAGGCCCCGGCCGGGGCCCCGCAGAGCGAGGCCCAGCGUGAGAUCCAGGAGUGCGGGGUGUCCGUGCGGACGCUGCGUGGCAACUUCGAGGCAGCCCCUGGCCUGCCCUGCGCCCCAACCCUGGGGCCCUGCGAGGCGGGAGCCCAGCCCGGGCAGUGCCCGCGAGGCUGCUGGCCGGGCCCCCCGCAGCCCCGGGGCGGGGGCCUCCUCGGAGGGGAGCCCGGGCCAGGCGACACGGAGGAGGCCAGCGACUCGGGCAUCAGCUGUGAGGAGGCCCUGUCGGAGGCGGGCGCCGGGCACAGCCCCGACCUGGCCAGCCUGCGGAAGGAGCGCAUCGUCAUGCUCUUCCUCGGCCACUGGAAGAAGUCCACCUAUACGCCCGCCCUCAAGACGGCCGCCUGCAGGACCCUGGAGGCCCGCCGUGUGGGGCCGCGGGCCCAGGAGGCGGCCAGGGCUCCGGGGCCGCCCUCCCCGCUGCCCGGCGAGGGCCCCCGGCUCGGCCACCUGUGGCAGCAGCGCAGCAUCAUCGCGCACCUGCUGGGCACCUGGAAGGCCGUGCUGGCGCACGUGCCGGCCCGGCAGCUGCGGCGGCUGAGCCGGCGGCCCCGCGGCCUGCUGUCGCCCGAGCAGUUCCUGCCCCACGUGGACGGGGCGCCGGUGCCCUACGGCGGCCUCACGCUGGACCUCUUCAUGCUGGGCUACUUCCAGCUCCUGGAGUGCGACCUGCCGGCCGAGGAGCGGAAGGCGCGCCACCUGCUCUGCUUCGAGGUCUUCGAGCACCUGGGCGCCCAUGGCUGGGAGGCCGUGCGGGCCUUCCACAGGGCCGUGACCGACGAGGUGGCCGCGGGCCGCCGCGCCUGGGCCGAUGGCUUCGAUGACAUCAAAGCCCGCUUCUUCGGCCCCCGCCGCGGCCCCCCCUGGGACUCGGAGCCCGGCCGCACGUCGGGCCUGACCCCGCUCAGGCCCCCGCCCCCCGCCGCCGCCGCCCCCGGGGGCGGCCCCCCCGAGCCUGCGGCGCAGCAGCCGGGGCCCGGCUCCCAGCGGGGCAGCUUCAACAGCGAGGACAUCUGUGGCUACAUCGACCGCAGCUUCGCCUUCUGGAAGGAGAAGGAGGCCGAGAUGUUCAGCUUCGGGGACUGAGGCGGGCGGGCGGGCGGGCAGCCCCCUCCGGGGAGCGGGGGGGG